Messenger RNA from Camellia sinensis, 507 nucleotides. The record is from RefSeq and is a predicted model, not a curated record. Lineage: Eukaryota; Viridiplantae; Streptophyta; Magnoliopsida; Ericales; Theaceae.
AUGGUACAUGGACCAUGUGGUGCUCGAAAUCCGCAAGCACCAUGUAUGGAAAAUGGUAGAUGCACUAAGAGAUACUCUCGAGCUUUCACAGAAACAACAACUAUGGAUCAAGAUGGAUACCCUAUCUAUCGUCGUCGCAAUAAUGGUCAAGUACAUACUGUGAGAGGGCAAGAAGUUGAUAACAAGGAUGUCGUACCAUACAAUGCAUAUCUUUCAAAACUUUUCAACUGUCAUAUAAAUGUAGAAGUUUGUGCCGGAAUGAGAUUUGUCAAGUAUAUACAUAAGUACAUUUAUAAGGGUUAUGAUCGUACAACGAUGGUGUUAGGAAUGAUAAAUGAGAUUCAACAAUAUCUCGAUGCAAGGUAUAUUGGACCUCCAGAAGCUGCUUGGCGAAUAUUUGGUCAUCCUUUGCAUGCAGAGAUGCCAACAGUUGUACGAUUGGCACUUCAUUUACCUGGAAUGCAUCGUGUUGUUUUUAAUCCAGAAGAGUCAUUACAAACGAUUUAA